UGACUACGAGAUUCUGUACCUAGACCUAGCUUUGGGGCAGAUGAGAAGUGGAACUGCAGAAGAUGGUGAUGGCGAACUCCUUUAAUCAUGAGAUUCAGCACAUCAAUAAUCGAAACAGAAGCUCAUUUUUCUCAUGGGUAUUCCGGUAAAUAGGUUGGGCGCAUAAUUAAUGUGACAGUUCAUCACUUAUCUGAUUAAUGAUGGAGCAGAGAGGGUCAUUGGGGUUGGGAAGCUGAAGGGUAGAAGCCAGACUGCCAGAGGUUGAGGUUGAGAACAGAAAGAUGAACGCCGGAAACAAAUGGGUAGCAACCGUUGCCAGCAUAUGGAUACAGUGCACCAGUGGCUCCUCCUACGCUUUCGGUAUUUAUUCACCCAUACUGAAAUCCAGUCAGAAUUACGAUCAAUCCACCCUCGAUUCCAUUGCGGUCUUCAAAGAUAUCGGAGCUAACGCUGGUCUUCUCUCCGGCCUACUUUACUCCGCCGUCGCAAUCCCUUCUUCACCUUCUCAUUCAUCAUCAUCAUCAUCGUCAUCUUCUUCUGCCUCCUGUUAUUGGAUUCGCGGGCCAUGGGUUGUUCAUGCGACCGGAGCGAUCCAAUGCUUUAUGGGUUACUUCUUUAUAUGGCUUUCGGUCACCGGAAUCAUUCCUCGCCCGCCUGUCCCGCUCAUGUGCUUCUUCAUGUUUCUUGCAGCUCAUGCUCAGACCUUCUUCAACACUGCCGAUGUCGUCACAGCCGUCCAAAACUUCCCCGAUUAUAGUGGCACCAUCGUCGGCAUCAUGAAGGGCUUUCUUGGUCUGAGUGGAGCAAUACUAAUUCAAGUUUAUGACACAAUAUAUGAGGGCAAUCCAAGCUCUUUUCUUCUCAUGCUUGCACUGUUACCAACAGUUGUCCCCUUCAUACUCAUGUGUCUUGUGAGAAUCUAUCAUACCAACACAGGAGAUGACAAGAAGCUCUUGAAUGGUUUCUCAGUUAUUGCUCUUAUUACUGCUGCUUAUCUUAUGGUCAUAAUUAUUUUGGAAAACGUCAUAAGUCUGAAAUUGUGGGCACGCAUACUUGCAUUUGUAGUCCUCCUCCUUUCGCUUUCCUCCCCUCUUAGCGUUGCAAUUGGAGCCCAGCUGAGAGACAGCCAGAGGUUAUUGCAGACUUCGUCACUUGAGAGGACCCGAUUUAUGGAUGAACCAAAUCCACUAGAAGCCAAGAAGACAUAUGUGGCACAUGAUCCUGUUGGUUAUCAAGAGGUGCCCAGUGAUGUGGAUCACGAAUUGAUUACCAAUGAUAAGAGGAUAACCCUACGGGAAGAAGAAUUGAAUCUCUUGCAAGCCAUGCGCACAGGGAAUUUCUGGAUGCUGUUUAUCACUAUGUCAUGUGGUAUGGGCUCAGGACUGGCCACUGUAAAUAACAUCAGCCAAAUAGGAGGAUCUCUGGGUUACAGUAGUGUGGAAAUGAGUACUUUGGUUUCUCUCUGGAGCAUCUGGAAUUUUGUUGGCCGUUUUGGAGCUGGGUACAUAUCUGAUUAUUUCUUGCAUCUGAGAGGCUGGGCAAGGCCAUUAUUCAUGGUCAUUACUCUAGCAUCCAUGAGCAUUGGCCAUGCAGUGAUUGCCACUGGGCUGCCUGGGGCUUUAUAUGCUGGCUCAGUAUUGGUGGGUGUCUGUUAUGGUUCACAGUGGUCAUUGAUGCCCACCAUCACCUCAGAGAUAUUUGGUGUUCGGCAUAUGGGCACCAUAUUCAACACCAUCUCCAUUGCAAGUCCGGUUGGAUCUUAUAUUCUGUCUGUGAGGGUAGUUGGGUAUAUUUAUGACAAGGAAGCAUCUGAUGGUGGGAGCACAUGCAGCGGUGCUCACUGUUUUAUGUUAUCCUUUCUCAUUAUGGCGUCGGUUACCCUUUUGGGGUCUGUUGUUGCAUUCGUAUUGUUCUUGAGGACAAGAAGGUUUUAUAAGCUGGUUAUAUGCAGAAGAAUACAACAUUUUGCAAGCCAUGAGGAGGGAAUUUGAUUGCUGGUUAAGGAUAUUGACCAUAACAAUGUUCCUUCUACAUCCUUAUUGUCUACCAGUCAAUGUUUUGUACUGUGCAGAGUUAGGGAUCCCAUUUACUUGUAUGUUGAGGAAUGUAAAUUUAUUUUAAUGUUGGUCUUUCAUCCAUGGCAAGAUUUUUUUGUAUUCAUUUUGGACAGAUAUGAGUUAAGCCUAUUUUCAGCGAUGAAAGUAGAUUGUCCUUCCCAAUGUGUGGAAAUUAUGAGUCUUGGCAAAAUAUUGUUUUCUAUACUUUUAAGUAUUUACUGGGAUAACAAUAUAUUGAAAUUUCAUUCCAGCAAUUGUAAUUUUAUCAAUACAUUCAAUAUAUUAAGAAGCUAUUGUUAUCUCUUCCA
Molecule: messenger RNA, 2365 nt
Organism: Macadamia integrifolia
Lineage: Eukaryota; Viridiplantae; Streptophyta; Magnoliopsida; Proteales; Proteaceae
Product: protein NUCLEAR FUSION DEFECTIVE 4-like
Exons: 2
Coding region: 282-1991 (569 amino acids)
Biological process (GO): transmembrane transport
Cellular component (GO): membrane
Molecular function (GO): transmembrane transporter activity
Source: RefSeq, a predicted model, not a curated record